AUGAGGGGAAACGGAAGUCCCGUCGUGACUGAAAACUUGACUUACAACGAUCCGACGAAAAAUGGAAAUUAUUUCUCAAGACAGCAGCAGCAACAACAACAGCAUUGGAUGAGUCCUUAUGGGAAUUCGCACACUAAAUGGCAGGGACCGACUUGGAAAUCCGUCGGUUCCGGAAAUCAUCAGACUGAGACGAAAAAUAACGAACGAAAAAUAGUUCGAAGGAGUAAUCUUUGCGACAUUUUUAAUCAGAUCAUUGGUCAUCUCUCCGAAAUUGUUUUCAAUGGUAAAAAUUCGUGCCAAAAGAAACAGGUGGACCCCGAGUUGAUCUUUACGAAGCAAGAAAAAAUCGGAAAAGGUUCGUUCGGGGAAGUUUUCAAAGGGAUCGACAACAGGACGCAACAAGUCGUGGCAAUCAAAAUAAUAGAUUUAGAAGAAGCCGAAGAUGAAAUCGAAGACAUACAACAGGAAAUUAUGGUUUUGUCACAGUGCGACAGUCCGUUCGUCACGAAAUAUUACGGAUCAUACCUGAAGGGUACAAAACUAUGGAUAAUAAUGGAAUAUUUGGGUGCGGGUUCAGCUUUGGAUUUGAUGAAAGCGACCAAUUUCGAAGAAAUGCACAUAGCAAUCAUUCUUCGGGAAGUACUCAAAGGUUUAGAUUAUUUACAUAGCGAAAGAAAAUUGCAUAGAGAUAUAAAAGCGGCCAACGUACUUUUAAGCGAAAUGGGUGACGUGAAAUUGGCCGAUUUCGGAGUCGCUGGACAAUUGACAAACACGACGAGUAAAAGAAAUACAUUUGUCGGAACUCCAUUUUGGAUGGCACCCGAAGUCAUUAAGCAAUCGGCAUACGAUUCAAAGGCGGAUAUUUGGUCGUUGGGCAUCACAGCCAUUGAGUUAGCCAAGGGUGAACCGCCAAAUUCUGAACUUCAUCCCAUGAGGGUUUUGUUUCUCAUACCAAAAAAUAAUCCUCCACAAUUGACGGGAAAUUAUACGAAACAAUUUAAAGAAUUCGUCGAAGCUUGUUUGAACAAGGAUCCGGAAAAUAGGCCGACGGCGAAGGAAUUAUUAAAAUUUUCAUUUAUAAGAAAAGCUAAAAAAAAUUCGUAUCUCGUGGAUUUAAUCGAUAGGUAUAUUAAAUGGAGAGCUCAGAGAAAUGAAGAAAGCGAAACGGAAUCAGAAAAUUCAGACUCGGAGGAAUCGAAACCCGAUAGCGACAUGGACGAACCCUGGAUAAUGACAGUCAAAGGCGUUCACUCGUUACAAAUUCAAACAGGUUCUCAUUCGAGCGAAGAAACGUCAAAUCACAAAACGACGUCAAAAGUUCAAAAUGGUUUAUCACCGGUCAAAAGCGAAUCACCUCCGAAAGAUUCUAAUUUGAAUCAUUAUAGAAAUGAAAAGGUUGUGCCAUCGUCUCGCUCUCAUGGCGCUGUUACAACAAAUUCAUCAUCGGCAACAACAACAACCGCAACAACCGACAAUCGUAAAGAGGCCAAGGAAAAGAGAAAUUCAAAAGAUAUAAAUUUUAUAUCAGAGCACAGAGGGGAUCAUCAGGAAAAGUCAUCGAAUUGGAAAUCGGAUAUGAACAAUGCGAACAGCAUAAGUUCGAGCAGCAACAGUAAGUUAGGUGUAGUACCCAACAGUAUUCGACCGUCUUCAUUCACGGGCGUCGUGUCACCCCUCAUAUCCGAGCUCGAAAGAAGACACCUGUACAAUUCGCAUUCGCACGAUUCCAUGCAUCAAAAACCCGACGUGAUAGAAGAAUUAAGAACGGCUUUCGAUUUGGCUGAACUUUCGAGUCCGGGAUUUACGGAUUUGUUCGUCAAAGAACUCGUUCAGAAAUUGGUACCUUCAAUUUCGGAUAUUCGAUUGAAAACGUUCAUGGACAAACUGACAAGGUAA
Messenger RNA from Pediculus humanus corporis (human body louse), 1896 nucleotides. RefSeq names its product serine/threonine-protein kinase MST4, putative. The transcript has 10 exons. Gene Ontology annotation, molecular function: ATP binding; protein kinase activity. Gene Ontology annotation, biological process: protein phosphorylation. NCBI's taxonomy places the organism in Eukaryota, Metazoa, Arthropoda, Insecta, Psocodea, Pediculidae. The record is from RefSeq and is a predicted model, not a curated record. The coding region runs from base 1 to 1896 and encodes 631 amino acids.